This is a messenger RNA of Coccomyxa subellipsoidea C-169, 201 nucleotides long. RefSeq lists its product as hypothetical. The record is from RefSeq and is a predicted model, not a curated record. NCBI's taxonomy places the organism in Eukaryota, Viridiplantae, Chlorophyta, Trebouxiophyceae, Coccomyxaceae. The transcript has 4 exons. Bases 1 to 201 code for a protein of 66 amino acids.
AUGCACUCCACCAAGUAUGGAGCCAUGAUAGACACCAUCAAUGAAGCCUUUGUGACUGCCAGAGACGAGAUCGAGUAUGCCAAGGAGGCGCUGUUGGACAGCCUGGAGGAGUCGGAGCGAUCCAAACUCCAGCGCUCAAUGGGGCUGAAAAUGGAGCAGCUCAAGGCUGAACUCGAGGUGCUGGACAGCUUGCAUGCUUAA